Contarinia nasturtii (swede midge) is the source of this 727-nucleotide messenger RNA. RefSeq names its product cytochrome b5. Gene Ontology annotation, molecular function: heme binding. Lineage: Eukaryota; Metazoa; Arthropoda; Insecta; Diptera; Cecidomyiidae. The record is from RefSeq and is a predicted model, not a curated record. The coding region runs from base 149 to 448 and encodes 99 amino acids. The transcript has 5 exons. Gene Ontology annotation, cellular component: intracellular membrane-bounded organelle; membrane.
AAUAGUUCAUCUGUCAAAUUUAACUGGACGUUUUUGUUUUAAUUCAGAACAAAAUCUUUCUCGCAACAGGUUAUGUGAAUAGACAAAACUCAUUUACUCCGAAGGACACAGAACUAGUUUUCGAUCGAAAAUCUUGAAAAGCGGUUUAAUGGCUGAAGCAAAGAAAUUCACAUACGCUCAAGUUAAGGAACACAACAAAGCAGAAGACUGUUGGAUGGUCAUUGACGAAAAAGUCUACGAUGUUACAAAAUUCUUGAACGAGCAUCCUGGUGGUGAAGAAGUGUUGGUUGAAGCUGCUGGAAAAAACGCUACGAAAGAGUUUAAUGACGUUGGCCACAGCGAAUCUGCAAUCGAGCAAAUGGCAAAUUACUUGGUCGGUGAAAUCGUGGACUCCGAAAAAAAGCCAAGCGGUCAAAAGAAGUCAUGGUUCCGAAAAAUAUUUUCCUAACAGCUUAACCACGCAUGCUUUGCAAUAACGUCCAAAGAUGUGCCUUGCUACUAUCCAUUCUAUUUUUUUUAUUCUUUACGAACAUGAGUUAAAACCUUUGAUUGUACCAAUACUAACUCAAUGUUUCAAUGUUUCAUGGUUUUUUCCUUUGGCCUUUUGUAUAUGUUACCAUUGAAAUUGUAGAUUUGUAAUGUAAAAUUUGAAAGUUAUUAGCGCUUAAUAUUAGUCGAAUGUCAGAAUCUCAAAGCAAUACCUAUAUAUAUAUUUUUCGAAACAAUU